This is a messenger RNA of Rangifer tarandus platyrhynchus (Svalbard reindeer), 1314 nucleotides long. Lineage: Eukaryota; Metazoa; Chordata; Mammalia; Artiodactyla; Cervidae. The record is from the annotation of a GenBank genome assembly.
AUGUUUGUUCUCUUCUUAUGCAAUCUUUCCUUGGUACCAGCGGCUGCUUCAAAGAAUAAAGUUAAAGGCAGCCAAGGGCAGUUUCCACUCACGCAGAAUGUAACGGUUGUUGAAGGCGGAACUGCAAUUUUGACCUGCAGGGUUGAUCAAAAUGAUAACACCUCCCUCCAGUGGUCAAAUCCAGCUCAACAGACUCUGUACUUUGAUGACAAGAAAGCCUUAAGAGACAAUAGAAUUGAGCUGGUUCGGGCUUCCUGGCAUGAACUGAGUAUCAGCGUCAGUGAUGUCUCUCUGUCUGAUGAAGGACAGUACACCUGUUCUUUAUUCACAAUGCCUGUCAAAACUUCCAAGGCCUAUCUCACUGUCCUGGGUGUUCCUGAGAAACCUCAAAUUAGUGGAUUUUCAUCCCCAGUUAUGGAAGGAGACUUGAUGCAGCUGACUUGUAAAACAUCUGGUAGUAAACCUGCAGCUGAUAUAAGAUGGUUCAAAAACGACAAAGAGAUUAAAGAUGUAAAAUAUUUAAAGGAAGAGGAUGCAAAUCGCAAGACAUUCACUGUCAGCAGCACACUGGAUUUCCGAGUGGACAGAAGUGAUGAUGGCGUGGCAGUCAUCUGCAGAGUAGACCAUGAAUCUCUCAAUGCCACCCCUCAGGUGGCCAUGCAGGUGCUAGAAAUACACUAUACACCAUCAGUUAAGAUUAUACCAUCCACUCCUUUUCCACAAGAAGGACAGCCUUUAAUUUUGACUUGUGAAUCCAAAGGAAAACCACUGCCAGAACCUGUUUUGUGGACAAAGGAUGGUGGAGAAUUACCAGAUCCUGACCGAAUGGUUGUGAGUGGUAGGGAGCUAAACAUUCUUUUCCUCAACAAAACGGAUAAUGGUACAUACCGAUGUGAAGCCACAAAUACAAUUGGCCAAAGCAGUGCAGAGUACGUUCUCAUUGUACAUGAUGUUCCCAACACUUUGCUUCCCACUACUAUCAUCCCCUCCCUUACCACUGCAACAGUCACAACCACUGUAGCCAUAACAACCUGCCCAACCACAUCUGCAACCACCAGCAACAUAAGAGAUCCCAAUGCUCUGGCUGGCCAGACUGGCCCUGAUCAUGCUCUAAUAGGAGGAAUUGUGGCUGUAGUUGUAUUUGUCACUCUAUGUUCUAUAUUUUUGCUUGGACGAUAUCUGGCAAGACAUAAAGGAACAUAUUUAACAAAUGAAGCUAAAGGAGCGGAAGAUGCCCCAGAUGCUGACACAGCCAUUAUCAAUGCUGAGGGCAGCCAAGUCAAUGCUGAAGAAAAAAAAGAAUAUUUCAUUUAA